AUGUACCGCUUGAUUGAACAAAGGGUAUUUUACACCGACAGUCAUCAAGCUUAUCGUAAAUCACUAAGAGACGCCCAGAAGUCCAUGAAUACCUUGCCACCUUCACUUGCUACGGAUGAAGGGGUGGAUAGUUUGGAGAUGUAUGAAAGACAUCAUUCCAAGGAACUUCUUCAGGAAUGUUGGGACUGGGCAGAGUCUCUGUUGGAUACCUUGAAAGAGUGCAAUAGAGCGGGAAGAGAGUUAGAGAGGAGACGUAAAGAGUUAGUCAAGUCCGGGAUCCUCAAGGAACGUCCUUUCAUAGGUUUGGAUGAGAAGAUCAGCAACCCGUUUGUGUUUGAAACCAUUCUGCGCUAUGAUAGAGAUAGCAAUGGAGUGGGAGCUCCUCCUACUUCCUCUAUUCAAUCUAGCAAGCCGGAAGACGGUCCAUCAGCAGUAGAAUCAACUCGUCGUCACACGGCUUCUUUUUGA
Messenger RNA from Tremella mesenterica DSM 1558, 468 nucleotides. RefSeq lists its product as uncharacterized. Lineage: Eukaryota; Fungi; Basidiomycota; Tremellomycetes; Tremellales; Tremellaceae. The transcript has a single exon. Bases 1 to 468 code for a protein of 155 amino acids. The record is from RefSeq and is a predicted model, not a curated record.